AUGCCAUGGUGCUGUGGCUUAGCAAAUAGUGGCGGAACAACAUCAACUGCUCUUAUCACUUCGGAUAGUGAUAAUAUCACCCAGCAAUCACUAAGUGUUGCAAAUGCAACUGGAACAACUAGACGGAAAUCAUUAAUUAUACCUGAUAAUUUUGGUCCAAUGCUUCUACAGCCAAAAAAAAUGGCACUGUUCGUAACAGCAAAUCGGCAACCAAUUGAUUGUCUUUUUAUUGAAAAUCUUCGAUCAAAUGGAUGGCAGGUUGUCAAAGCAACGGCAGGUAUUGCCGAAGUUAAUUACCAACAACAAAAACCACUGCUAGUUCUGGUGGAUAUUCGACUACCUGAUAUUGCUACCUUUGCCAAAACGAUGCAUUGCCUUCCAACAUCUGACGAAGUUUUUUUUGCUGCAUUAUCAGACAGGAUGGUAUCCGAAAAACGUAGGCGUUGGCUUUCACAAUUUAGCCUUUGCCAUGUGUUCGUGUCAACGUCAACGGACAUCUCCCUAUGUGAAUUAUUCGCACGCCUUGCGAAUCGUUUGCGAGCUACUCCUGCCAUAUUUGCUGUCCUGGACGAGGUAUGUCAACCAAUUAAAAUAUGUGACAGUGCUUUAACAGUGCAAUACAUAAAUCGCGCCUAUGAAACAAACACUGGUUUCAAACGGAGUGAAGUACUUGGCACGAAAUCAUCCGAAAUUCGACGGAAAUCAUUGCAGCAAAAAUAUUCAAUUCGAUCGAAAGAUUUUAUUACAGUGACAGCAACAGAAGGUGAAAUUACCCGAAAAGAAAGUAAUGAAUGGCAAUGUAUACAAAUACCUGGAAGUUCUACUAGUCAACAAUUUGUUUACUUGAAACGAAAUAGCGGUGAUUCAACGCUUCACACAAACACAUCGAUACGAAGUGAACGAUCACAAACAGGGCUAGUCGAUGCACCUAUCAGUGAGGUAUUAUUCUCUUUACGAGAUGCUAUGACGAGAGCAGACGAGCAAACACAACAAAUUCUUCGAGAUGCAAUCAGAGUGUUAUCAUCAUCCGAAUUAUACGCUCCGACAAUAACACGUUUCGGUAAUAAUGACCGGAUAGCAACUGGCUAUUAUGAUGGAUUGAUACGUAUUCAUCAUAUGCCUCGAACUCGAAAACGUUCCGUUGUUGAUGCGUUCAAAGCUAAGCGUAAAUCGGAUAGUUUUGACGGCUGUCGACGUAUUUCAACAGACGUACACAAUGCUUUACUAAAUGAUACUCAAUGGAAUUUUGAUAUUUUAUAUUUGGAAAGAAUUUCUGAAAAUCAUGCACUUUCGCAUUUAGGAAUAAAGAUAUUCGAGCGUUGGAAGGUCCAUGAGACAUUGAAGUGUUCCAUGGAUUUAAUUACUCGUUGGUUUGACGCCAUUGAAGCGCAUUAUCAUGCAGUAAAUCCCUACCAUAAUGCUACCCAUGCCGCCGAUGUCUUACAGGCUACGUCAUUUUUUCUUGAUUGUCCUACCGUUGCUCAUUAUGUACAGGAAGCACACGCUACUGCAGCUUUAAUAGCUGCCGCUGUUCAUGAUUUAGAUCAUCCAGGACGUGGCAAUGCUUUUUUAAUAAAUACUCAACAACCAUUGGCAUUGCUAUACAACGAUCAAUCAGUGCUAGAAAAUCAUCACAUAGCAUUAGCAUUUCAACUUACCUUGCAAAGUACCACUGAUAUUAAUAUCUUUGCCAGACUUACCCGAGAAGAAUUCACAACAUUACGACAAGCCACGGUUGAAAUGGUCCUAGCCACUGAUAUGAGUCGACAUUUCGAGUAUCUAACGAAAUUUCAACAAGUUGUCUCGAAUUUAAAGGAUAAUGAAGAAAAUGAGAAUAACAUAUCACUGACAAUUUGUCGAAUGCUAAUUAAAUGCGCCGAUAUUGGCAAUCCGACGAGAGAAUGGGAAUUGUGUGAGAAAUGGGCGAUGCGUAUUGUGGAAGAAUAUUUCGAUCAGACAAGUGAAGAACGUGAAAAAGGUUUACCAUUGACGAUGGAAUUAUUUGAUCGUAACGUAUGCAACGUACCAUUAACGCAAUGCGGUUUUAUUGAUAUGUUCGCACGUGAAGCAUUUACGUGUUGGACGCAAUUUUCAAAUCUUCCAAAUUUGCUUACACAAUUGGAAAUGAAUUAUGAAAAAUGGCGACAAAAAACAGCAGAUUGGAAUCCAUCAAAGAAUGCACACUUAUGUGAUAACAGAACACUUACGUCAUAA
Molecule: messenger RNA, 2214 nt
Organism: Brugia malayi
Lineage: Eukaryota; Metazoa; Nematoda; Chromadorea; Rhabditida; Onchocercidae
Gene: Bma-pde-6
Product: 35-cyclic nucleotide phosphodiesterase family protein
Exons: 17
Coding region: 1-2214 (737 amino acids)
Biological process (GO): signal transduction; positive regulation of ERK1 and ERK2 cascade
Molecular function (GO): 3',5'-cyclic-nucleotide phosphodiesterase activity
Source: RefSeq, a predicted model, not a curated record